CUCCGGAAGCUUCAUCUUCCCACCCCCUCCAGACUGAGACCAUCCCCUUAAGACCCCACUCAGCAUUUGCCAUUGGCCUUCCUUUUCAUUUGUCUGGUAUCCGUGGCCUUCCCAGUAUCCGCCCUCUCAGGGAGGUGCUUCAUGGCAGCCCGCCCCCUCCGGCCUGGUUUCCUCAGGAAAAGCCUUGGGAGGAAACAGGAAGGGGGUUGGGAGCUGUGGGGGCCAGACUAACUCUAGCCCUCUGACUGCGCUGACCGCCAUGGGGCUGGGGUUGCUGCUCCCACUGCUGCUGCUCUGGAUUCAAGAGACGCAGGGGUCUGAGCUGGACCCUAAUGGGCAGCACGUCUGCAUGGCCAACAGCCCCUCUGCUGAGCUCCAGUGCUGCCCAGGCUGGAGGCAGAAAGAUCAAGAAUGUACCAUCCCCAUCUGCGAGGGACAUGAUGCCUGCCGGGAAGACGAGGUAUGCGUGAAACCAGGCCUCUGUAGAUGCAAACCUGGAUUCUUCGGGGCCCAGUGCAACUCCCGCUGCCCGGGCCAGUACUGGGGCCCUGACUGCCGCGAGAGCUGCGCCUGCUACCCGCAUGGCCAGUGUGAGCCAGACACCGGCGUGUGCCACUGCCAAGCCGACCGCUGGGGCAGCCGCUGCGAGUUCGCGUGCGCCUGCAGCUCCCACGGGCGCUGCGACCCCAAGACGGGCGCGUGCCGCUGCGAGCCGGGCUGGUGGACGCCUACAUGCCGCCGCCCGUGCCAGUGCAACCCCGCGGGGGCACGCUGCGAUCAGGCCACCGGUACCUGCCUAUGCGAGGCGGGCUGGUGGGGCCGCCGCUGCAGCUUCCACUGCUCCUGCAAUGGCUCGCCGUGCUCGCAGGAGUCCGGCCGCUGCAUUUGCCGGCCAGGCUGGUGGGGCCCCGAGUGCCGGGAGCCUUGCGAGUGCGUGCGCGGCCGCUGCAGCGCCGCCUCCGGCCAGUGUGCGUGCCCGCCCGGCUUCCGCGGCGUGCGCUGCGAGCUGCCCUGCCCCGCUGGCCGCUACGGGCCGCAGUGCCGCCACAGCUGUGGCCACUGCAAGCAGAAUGAGCUGUGCUCUGCAGACACAGGCAGCUGUGAGUCCUGUGAACCAGGCUGGAAUGGGACUCAGUGCCACCAGCCCUGCCCACCUGGCACCUUUGGCGACAGCUGUGGACAGCAGUGCCCCCACUGCCGGCUUGGGGAGGCCUGUCAGCCAGACACUGGGCACUGUCAGAGCUGUGAUCCUGGCUGGAUGGGGCCCAGCUGUGAAGAGCCCUGCCCCAGUGGCACCUUUGGGGAGGGCUGUGGCUCGACCUGCCCCACCUGUGUUCAGGGGUCCUGUGAUCCUGUGACUGGGGAAUGUGUCUGCAACGCCGGCUUCUGGGGGUCCAGCUGCAACACUUCGUGCCCAUCUGGCUUCCAUGGAAACAACUGCUCUGUUCCCUGUGAAUGCCCUGAGGGAUCCUGCCACCCUGUCUCUGGGGCCUGCCAGCUGGGGCCUCACAGUCAGGACGCUGCCCUCAUCGCAGGCAUUCUGAUACCUCUGCUGCUGCUCCUCCUGGGCAUGGCCUGCUGUGCCUGCUGCUGCUGGGCCACCCGGUUGGACCCCAAGGACAGGCCAGCAAGCGAUGGAGCUGCUGUAUCCAGGAUGAAGCUCCAGGUCUGGGGGGCACUGGCCAGCCUGGGUUCUGUGCUGCCCUGCGGUUCCCUCAGUAGCCACAAGCUUCCCUGGGUGACAGUCUCCCACCACGACCCGGAGAUCCCAUUCAACCACAGCUUCAUCGAGCCACCCUCUGCCGGCUGGGCCUCGGACGACUCCUUCUCUUCUGAUUCUGAGUCUGGAGAGGAGGACGAGGGUCCUGCCUACUGUGUGCCACCCCAAGAAGGGAUGACCCCUGUGGCCCAAGCAGAGUCUCCAGAGGCCAGCCUGGCUGGAGGUCCCUUCCCUCCCCCUGAGGAUGCCUCCACGCCGUUCGCCAUCCCGCGCACUUCCAGCCUAGCGCGGGCCAAGCGGCCAUCGGUCUCCUUUGCUGAAGGCACCAAGUUUGCACCGCAGAGUCGCCGAAGCUCAGGGGAGCUCUCUAGCCCUCUCCGAAAGCCCAAGCGACUCUCCCGGGGGGCCCAGUCAGGUCCUGAAAACCAGGAAGCUGAGGAGACCACAGGCACUGAGCAAGCAGAAAGGGACAAGGUCCCUCCUGGGGCAGCCAGCCCCAGGGAUUCAGCCAGUGGCCACCGCCGGCUCCCAUUUGGUGGCCGGACAGUGGCUGAGCGUGUGGAAGCCAUCGAGGGCAGUGUCCAGGAGAGCUCAGGCUCUGUGACCACAAUCUACAUGCUGGCAGGGACACCCCGGGAAUCUGAUGGCCCCGUCCGGUCUGUCCUCCGCCGUUUUGGUAGCUUUCAGAAAGGCCAGGCGGAGCCCAAGGUCAAGAGUGCUAUCCCCAAGCCUCCACGUCGGGCCCUGAGUCGGAACAAGGGCAGCCCCAGGCUGGCCUCUGGCUCUGCCGGUCAGAGCCCUGGCUCAACCCUGAAUCAGGAGCUCACUGGGGCCUUGGAAUCUACAGGAACUGGGCUAGAGGAGGUGGCGAGGGGUCUAGGGGAUGGCAUCAAGAUUUCAGGCAGUGCCCAGGAGCCAGUCCCUGAGGGUGACCCCCCAAAACAGGAUCCCCAGAAGCUGGCUGACGAGGAAGGGCAGGAAGAGCCCCAAUAUGAGAAUGUUGCACCCAUCUCUGGGCCACCAGAGCCCUGAGGACCGUGAAUUUGGAGAGUGGGAAAACUAUGGAUGGGGUCAGGCAUCCGAACUAACCAUGUAUCAGAUUGCUUUAUGCUGGAAAAAAAAUCCGAGGGCCAGGAAAGACCUACCAGAGCCUCUGCCUUUCUAUGGAGAAACGUCCCAAGUUAGAGGCCAGAGACUGGGCAUGUCUGGAAGGCCUGGGCGGAUCCCCUGCAGGAUGGGGUUCGGAAGGGGAAAUAGAUGGCUGCAGAGACGUUUCCUCUGUUGUCCUGGAUUCUGUUUGCCCCAAAAGGCUAUUCUUUCCUUCAUUUUCAAACUACUUGUCUGAAAUGAGAAACAACCUCAAUGUUUGGUUAAAGAAAUAUUUCUUACGAUAGGUUCUAAGCAACCACAAAAAAUCAUGUGCAAGAAUAUUCAAUAUGGGAGAAUGUUCAUGCUAUAUUGUUAAGUGUGAAAAGUAAGUUUUCUUUUUAUAAAUUUUAUUUCUUUUUGCCACAGGAUACAUGUUUAGAAUUCGUCCAUUUGUGUAUAUUUUGUGACUGUUUUACAAACUCUUUUUUAAGGAUGUAUGUGCAUAAAAAAGCUUCAAGGAAAAUGCAUCAAAUGGCAUUUUUCUCUGGGAGAUGAGAUUGUGGCUGAUAUUUAUUUUCUUCUUAAACGUUUGUGUAACUUGCAAAUUUUCUACAGUGAACAUUCUUUUUACUUUUCUCACUAGAUUGAAUUUAAAAAGCAAUGUUCUUUGUUAAAAAUAAAUAGUACUAACAUUACAGACAUGUAUAAAGUAAAAAUGAGAUUUCCCCUUCUCCCCAGAGGAGUCUAGGGGACCAGUAAGGGGCCAGACUUACUUUUUCACUGAACGCUUUUUGUUCUUGUUUUGAAUUUUUUCCUCGCAUACUUGUAUUACCUAGUCAGGAAAUAAAGAGUGCCUUUUCCUCCUAUCCCAGUGCUCAGAGAAUCUCAGGAACAUUUUAGACGCUUCCUGUCAGGUGUUUUUCUGUUCACAUGAAAACAAAACAGCAUACUGUUCCACAAUUUGCCUUUUUUACUUAAUAUAUCUUUCUGUGUCAGUAAAUAUAAAGCUACCUCUUUUUAUUAAAAAAAUGACUACAUGGGAUUUCAUCAUGUGGAAAUAACACAGGUUAUUUAAACCAUCGCCUACCUAUGGGGACUUGGGUUGGUUCUAAUUGUUUUGAUACAAUAAAUGAUGUGGUGUACAACUUUGUAUGUAUUUCUUUUUGUACUCGUGCAAGUUUUUCUGUAGAAGAGAUUCCUAGAAGUGGAAUUGCUGGGUGAUGGGGUAAGAACAUUAAACAUUUGUGUACUUACUCCAAAAAAGUUGUAUGGUUUGUAUUCUCGCAGAUUAUGGCAGUAUCUAUUUCCUCACACCAAUCUGAUAAGUUAAAAAAUGGUAUCUCAUUCGCUUGAAGAUGGUGAUUUGGGCUGUGUCAAAAUUUAACCUAUGUAACUCACAUUUAAAUGAUUUAAUAACUGACAUUAGCUUAUACUUGUUGAUAGGCUAAGGAUGCAGAAAUUAUUAAAUUGUAUCAUUUUUGAGA
Messenger RNA from Rhinolophus ferrumequinum (greater horseshoe bat), 4293 nucleotides. RefSeq names its product scavenger receptor class F member 1 (gene SCARF1). The record is from RefSeq and is a predicted model, not a curated record. Lineage: Eukaryota; Metazoa; Chordata; Mammalia; Chiroptera; Rhinolophidae. The transcript is spliced from 11 exons. Gene Ontology annotation, molecular function: scavenger receptor activity. The coding region runs from base 260 to 2752 and encodes 830 amino acids.